GCGGGCGGGCGCGGGGAGCGGGGCCGCGCUCCCGGGCCGCGCUCGGGACUUUGGGAGCGCUCCGGUGCGGGGCCCGCGGCCGGGGCCGGGUGGGCGGCCGCGGCUCGCAGAUGUCAAAAUUGACCUGGACUACUUGGGAAUGGCGAAACGUAGCCCUGGGAUCCUGCCAUGAACAGUGCAUGAAGAACAGAGAAGAUAUUUCUGCUUAUCAGAGAUGAUGUGGAGAGACUCUUUGGCAGUUACUAACCUCAGCGGCAUGGAUCAUUCUGUGCUCAGAGGCGAGGUGUCAGCAGUGCUUCAUGACAGAUCUCUGGUGGAAGAGGAGGAUCCUCAUAUGAAAGUAUCUCUUGGUAGCAGCGAUAUGGGCGUCUCUGCCCAUCUACAGUCUUCGAAGACAGGGACCACAAGAUUUUUCACCAGCAAUACUCACAGUUCUGUGGUAUUACAGGGUUUUGACCAGCUGCGAGUGGAAGGUUUGCUUUGUGAUGUGACGCUUGUUCCAGGAGAUGGUGAUGAAGUGUUUCCUGUUCACAGAGCAAUGAUGGCUUCUGCAAGUGAUUACUUCAAGGCUAUGUUCACAGGAGGAAUGAAGGAACAGGACUUAAUGUGCAUUAAGCUUCAUGGUGUGAACAAAAUAGGCCUAAAGAAGAUCAUUGAUUUCAUUUAUACCGCAAAACUUUCCCUUAACAUGGACAAUCUUCAGGACACUCUGGAAGCUGCUAGCUUUUUGCAGAUUUUACCUGUUUUGGACUUCUGUAAAGUGUUUCUUAUCUCUGGGGUUUCAUUGGAAAACUGUGUUGAGGUUGGGCGAAUUGCCAACACAUACAAUCUCACAGAAGUGGAUAAAUAUGUUAAUAAUUUCAUCCUGAAGAACUUCCCUGCAUUAUUAAGUACUGGUGAAUUUGUGAAACUCCCCUUUGAACGUCUUGCCUUUGUGCUUUCAAGUAAUAGCCUUAAGCACUGCACUGAACUUGAACUCUUCAAGGCGGCUUGUCGCUGGCUGCGGUAUGAGGAGCCUCGGAUGGAGUAUGCUGCAAAGCUAAUGAAGAACAUCAGAUUUCCCUUGAUGACGCCCCAGGAUCUUAUUAAUUAUGUUCAAACAGUGGACUUCAUGAGAACUGACAAUACCUGUGUAAACUUGCUUUUGGAAGCCAGCAAUUACCAAAUGAUGCCAUACAUGCAACCGGUUAUGCAGUCAGAGAGAACUGCCAUUCGAUCAGACAGUACUCACUUGGUAACGUUGGGGGGAGUGCUGAGGCAGCAACUGGUUGUGAGCAAAGAAUUACGGAUGUAUGAUGAAAAGGCCCAUGAAUGGAAAUCGCUAGCUCCCAUGGAUGCACCAAGGUACCAGCAUGGCAUUGCUGUGAUUGGAAACUUUCUUUAUGUAGUUGGUGGCCAGAGCAAUUACGACACAAAAGGAAAGACAGCAGUUGAUACGGUCUUCAGAUUUGAUCCUCGCUAUAACAAGUGGAUGCAAGUCGCAUCAUUAAAUGAGAAGCGUACCUUCUUCCACCUAAGUGCCCUCAAAGGACAUUUGUAUGCAGUUGGUGGUCGAAAUGCAGCGGGCGAGCUAGCCACUGUGGAAUGCUAUAAUCCCAGAAUGAACGAAUGGAGCUAUGUUGCAAAAAUGAAUGAACCGCACUAUGGUCAUGCUGGAACCGUGUAUGGAGGUUUAAUGUAUAUUUCAGGUGGAAUUACACAUGAUACUUUUCAAAAGGAACUUAUGUGUUUUGACCCUGACACAGACAAAUGGACUCAGAAAGCUCCGAUGACAACCGUCAGAGGUCUGCAUUGCAUGUGUACUGUAGGAGACAAGCUUUAUGUUAUUGGUGGAAAUCACUUUAGAGGAACAAGUGAUUAUGAUGAUGUUCUAAGCUGUGAAUAUUAUUCACCAACUCUAGACCAAUGGACUCCAAUUGCUGCCAUGUUACGUGGGCAAAGUGAUGUUGGGGUGGCUGUCUUUGAAAAUAAAAUCUAUGUUGUUGGAGGAUAUUCUUGGAAUAACCGGUGUAUGGUGGAAAUAGUUCAGAAAUAUGAUCCAGAAAAAGAUGAGUGGCAUAAAGUAUUUGACCUUCCAGAAUCACUUGGUGGCAUUCGAGCCUGCACUCUUACUGUUUUCCCACCAGAGGACAAUACAGGGUCACCAUCUAGAGAAUCUCCUCUUUCAGCACCUUAGAAACAUCCCUUGACUUACGAUGUUGUAGUAACACCUUUGCACUGCAUCAUGGAGUCUAUUAUUUUUCUUCAGUAGUUUCUGUUAGGCUUAGCCUACAGCAUUUGGUACAAUUACUGGAAAAAAAAGACUUUGACAUUAUUUGUGCUGUUUGUCUGGCCUAGAAUGUUUGUCAAGUGGUUAACAAAAAAAAUGUACUCACAUGAGCCAAAUGUUUAACAAAUGGGAAGAUAUUGUCUGUAAAAUGUAUGAAUUAGGUACGUUAUUAAUGUUGUGUAUUGGGUGUGAGGUACCUUACAACUUAAUUUGGAAGCCCAGUGAGUCGCAUUUGAAGACUUUGUAUUGAACUCAUUCUUUCACUAAAUUUCAUAAUUAAAAUCCAUUUUCCUUUCAUUUUUAACUGCAGAUUACAAAGGGAGGUAGACUACAUCAAUGUUAGCUAUGACAGAAGGUUGCCAAGGGGCCUGAGCUACCUCCCUCUUUUCACAGAGUAUUUUUGACAUAUCUGUUUACCAACCUGACGUUGUGGGUUUGUUCAGAGCGUACAAAGUUUCUUAGGCAGAGGGGAGAAAUAAUUAAUUUAAAAAUAUUAGUACUAUACAGGAAUUGGACCUUGUAGAGGCUGAGGGUUUUUUAUAACAUGAUGAGUGUUUUUCCUGAGUCAGUUGAGUGAUGCUUCAAACACAAGAUUUAAAAUAUUUGGGUAUUUUUAAUUCACGUCUUUUCAGGAAUUGGCUUCCGCCUACAUGGGGGCACACACUAUAUCAAAUGGGAAUUCAGUGCAGUUGUAUAUUCUGUUGUGCACCUGUACUGAAUAUAGUUAGAUAAGGGCUAGAAACAUUAACUUAAGCCACUGAAUUUGACCGAAAUUUUCCAUCAGUUUAAAUUUAAUCUUUUUCUCCUUUGCUGUUGAGAUAACUUGCAUAAUGUGUCCUCUGUAUAGUCUCAGUUAAUAAGGUUAUUUAGCACAAAGUGCAGCUUCAGCAGGAGAGCUGCUUUUGCUCAGUGAACUUGGACUACCACAUUUUACCUUCUUUUGUUCAAUAAAACUUUUAACUGCA
Cygnus olor (mute swan) is the source of this 3234-nucleotide messenger RNA. It is a transcript of the gene KLHL13, whose product is annotated as kelch like family member 13. The coding region runs from base 215 to 2176 and encodes 653 amino acids. Gene Ontology annotation, biological process: protein ubiquitination; regulation of cytokinesis. The transcript is spliced from 10 exons. NCBI's taxonomy places the organism in Eukaryota, Metazoa, Chordata, Aves, Anseriformes, Anatidae. Gene Ontology annotation, molecular function: cullin family protein binding; ubiquitin-protein transferase activity. The record is from RefSeq and is a predicted model, not a curated record. Gene Ontology annotation, cellular component: Cul3-RING ubiquitin ligase complex.